This is a messenger RNA of Cyprinodon tularosa, 5318 nucleotides long. RefSeq names its product keratin 222 (gene krt222). Bases 734 to 2335 code for a protein of 533 amino acids. The record is from RefSeq and is a predicted model, not a curated record. The transcript is spliced from 12 exons. Lineage: Eukaryota; Metazoa; Chordata; Actinopteri; Cyprinodontiformes; Cyprinodontidae.
UUUUUGCGCAGGUCCGUGAUGAUCGCAUCGUACUUGCUGUAGUCCCUGACGGUGGGGGUCUGCUUCUCAUACCAUUCCUUGAUCUGAAGCUCCAGCUUUGUGUUGGCGGACUCCAGCGUGCGCACCUUCGCCAGGUAGGAGGCCAGGCGGUCAUUCAGGUUCUGCAUCGUCGCCUUUUCACUUUUGGAUAUAGAGAAGUUGUCUCCGCUCCCGAGCGCCUGCGUCAGGUCAAAGCCGGAGCCCAGGUCGUUGGAAGCGUAAGAAACGCGGACAUUCCUGCCUCCGGCCCCUCCGUACACGCUGGUGCCGCGAGAGGCUCUAACGCCGGUGGACAUGGAGUAGAGGGACAUGGAUGAUAUUCCGGAGCGCGUGGAGCUCAUGGCUGCUGAUGAUGCUGCUGCUGCUGCUGCGGGUCUGGAGAGCGUCUCUGAGGCGGUGUGGGAGAACCGAUGCUGAGGCAGCUCGGAUGAUGGACUUUAUAAGCCUCCUGAUGUGGGAGCGGCCGAACAGCAAAAAUCAUCAGACCCAGACGCUCGUCGCGGCGCUGCCUUUGUUUCGCUGAGGAUUUUUUGACUGGGCAGCAAAUUUACUUGUCAUCUCUCUGCAAAGUGAAGGCCUCUUUGAUGAGAGGGCGUGGGAGUGUGCUGACAGACUACUUUGGUGUGACCAGGAGAACUACUCAACUAAAACAGCUUUGCCUCGUUUUUGAAGGGCCACGUUGAUUCAGGUAUCCAUGGACUUGUUACAGGACUCCAGCCAAAGCAUGUGGGACUUGAAUGCUCGACUGAAGAACUUCAUGGAGCAGGUGAACGGGCUGCAGGAGGCCAAUCGCCAGCUUGAGGCUCAGAUAGUCGAGUGGAGCUUCAGGAGCGCCUCACGCUCCCAGAACUGGUCCAAGCAAGAGCAGACUGUGAAGGAGCUCCGUUCCCAGAUUUGUAUUGUGCUCAUAGAGAAUGCCCAGUUGGCAUUAGAGUGUGACAACAUGAGAUCCAGAGCUUCUGCCAUCCAGGCCAGGUGUGAAACAGAGGAGAGAACCACCAGGCGUCUUGAACAGCAAGUGGCUUUGCUCCGAGAGGCAAAGAGGGAGGCAGAUGAAAGCAGUGUGACCCUGCAGGCCGAGUGCCACCGCUCCAUGACAGAGCUGCAGCAUAUGGACCAGGAGUUUGAGGCAGCCCAAGCUCUGCUGCUGCAGCGGGCCAGAUCCUGUGAUGCUCUGUUAGCAGCAGCAGCAGCAGGAAGGGAGGAGGAGGAUGGCACAGGGAUGGAGCUCACCCAGCUCCUCGACCAAAUCAGGGUGCAGUGCGACCAGAGCAGACAUACUGGCCUACCUGAGAGGCUCCUUGGUUUGGGAACGGCUUCCGAUCCAGCUGCUGGCUCAGUGGGGCCUGGCCGGUCUGAUAGUGGAGGAGCAGCAGCUUUCAGAACACACAGAGGAGCUCUUACUGAGGAGGAGGCAGCAUGGGCUCAGGUGAACCUGGGAGGAGCUGCCCUAAAGGAGGCCCGGGCCGAGCUCACCGAGGCCAGGAAGCAAUGGCGCUCCCUGCAAGUGGAGAUGGAAACUCUUCAUGCCUUGGAGAGAGGCCUGGAAUGCACUCUGCAGCACACCCAAGACCUCUACACAAGCCAGUUGCAAGACCUCUCGCAGGUGAUUCUUAGGCUGGAAGGUGAACUGGAGCAGGUGAGGGAAGGCCUGGCCACCCAACGCCAACGCCAUAGCCAACUGCUCAACACCAAGAUGAAGCUAGAGAGGGAGAUUGCCACUUAUCGACGGCUACUGGAACGUGAGGAGGGCAGGUACAUGCAGGGCCGUUGUGUGCAGCCGCUGCGUCUGCGACCCUGGAGGUCUCCUGUGUUGGAGCCAAAGGAGAAUGGAUUGGAAAACAGCUUUAGUGACUCUGUUGUUACUCCGGAUGAACCUAAAUCAGAGCCAUUGCCUGAUAUCCCAUCGCUCCUUCCUGCAGACCAGGAACUGAAGAAGAGCAAGCUGUACAGACAGCAAAGCCUGGUCAUACUCACAGAGCCAGAGCAGGAUAAAGACUUGCCAUUGGCCACUGUAAAGACACAGGAGAUCCUGCAGGGCAAAGUGGUCCAGGAGAGCGCAGAAGGUCACGGCACUAUUGAGACAGAGAAGAUUGACAAGGUGAUAAAGCAAUGGGAGGGCUCCUUCUUCAGAGGGAACCCCAAACUGAGGAAGAAGUCUGUGUCGCUGCGCUUUGACCUGCACAUGGCCGCAGCAGACGAGGGCUGUGCCCAGACCAAACAGGACAGCCUCCCUGACGUGGAGGUGCGGCUCAUCAUGAAAAGGUCCCGCAGCAUCUCCACCAUCACACAGUGACUCUCCCCGCUUCAAGAACACAUUCAUAUCUGGCUUGUAGCAUUGUGUGGUGAGGCCAGGGAUGGUGAGGCUCCAAAUGGAAGUGCGUCGAUCCUGCACCGACCCUCGAGAUGCAUCUAAUCAUUGGCAUCAUGCUUUCCAAUGCAAAAUUCACUUAAGCUAGCAUCACAGCUCAUGGCUGAAUUUACCCGUCGGAUCUUUGCUCUGGCAGGAUAGGUGUUAUAAACGAGGCUUUGUGGUGACUGUUUGAUAGAGCUGGAGAGGUUUGCGUUCAGGGCUGUAAAAUGUAAAUCAUAUUCUGACGUCAUCAGCUCAGAUAAAGAGAAAGUGUCUCUCCAAGUCUCAGACUUGACUGCAUUUGAGACAUUACAGACUAAUGCUGACAUUUAAUCCCAGUUAAAUCCUGCGUGAAGGUAGGAGGAGAUAAAUGCAAACAGACCUGUUUAAUCAGCUUCAAACUACCUGAGGAUGUAUUCAAGUGGUGGAUUUACAGUUUAGGUCUGUAUGAAAAGUGUGCAAGCAUUCAAAUAACAUGUUUUUAUUUUUUUUGUUGCCCCUGUCACCAGCAAAGAGGGCAAAAGUUUCUUUAUAUCUUUAAUUUAAAUCCACUUAUAAGUCAUAAUCUUAAUGGUGGAACUUUAUAGCCUUAUUCACAAGAUGACAGAGUUGUUUUAACAUCUAAAUAAAAUAGUUCUGAUGAACUUUAAUAGAAAGGCAGCAGGACAAUAGAAGGAAAGCAGAUGGUGUGAUUGAGUCAUUUUAAUCAGUUAAUUAAGCCCAACUAAACAGAUUGUGUUUCUGCUUAGGAUGUUGUUGACAUUAGAAGAAUGAUAACCUUACUAGAAUACCCAAACAUUUUCACCCUUUGUUUCUUAUAGUUAUUUAAAAGGUUACUGAUAAAUUUAUGUCUAUCCCCUCAUCUUUUCUUCUUUUUUUCCCCUGGUGCAAUAUCAUUAUAUCAUUAGUCUUUUAUUGUUUCUUGUGUCACACUGUAAUUUCUGUAUCUUCUUUGCAGCUACACUUACAGGAGUCCUUUUAACAGGAAAAUGCAGAUAAUUUAAGCAGUGCAAUUUACUAAAACAUUAGUCCAUCUUUACAUAGUUGUUGUAAGGAUACAAAAUUUGUUUUUAAAAAGUAAGAUACUGUUUUUCAGUUUCAGUGGGUAGAAAAUGUUUCACGUCAUCCCAGUUAUUUACGUUCUGUAGUUAGUUGAUUAAAAGAAAAGAAGCAAUAUCUACAGAUUAUGAUAUAAUCAAAUCAUAAAUGUCUAAAAUAUUCAAUAUUACAUCCAAACAUAGUUAAGGGAUGAUCUACCAUGACAGAGUGCAGCGCAGACUCAGAGCACUUAGUUGCACACACCAAAAUACAAAACAGUGUCGGAUUUCUCUAGUUUGGCAACCAGAGUUGUUGUCUUUAUCUGAGCCAAGUGCUGACUGGGUUCAUCAAUACUCCCUCGCAAAUUAACAAGAAUGUCUCCUAAUAUUUGUUUAUUGCUUAUUCUUAUUGGUUGAGGUUAGGCUUGUAGCUAAUGAUGGUUUGAUUUCAUAUUUAAAGUAAAGAAAAAACAAGUUUAAAGACAGAAACCCAAGGAACCUCAAAUACAAAACUCAUGGCAACAUGCGGCUAGAUGUUGUGCUCCUGUUCCAGCAAGCAUUUUCACUCUUAUCAGAGUAAUGCAGCUUCCAAAAUGCGAUCUAUCUACAGUUUUCCUCAAUGCUUUCUUUUUGUAAAAAGUUCCCAUAUUAUGACAUUACCCUUGGUGAGUGGAAGGGGUAUUGAAAUACAUAUAUACCUUCUGCCAUUUGGCUCCAGCACCAAGAAAAAAAACUUGCAGUUGCUGCUAAGUAAAGUAUUUCAAAAGGAGAGGAUGUUUGGGGCCUGAGAAUAAGUUCUGCUCCACUUUUCCAGGGCAGCAGGAUCUAUCGAGGCUGCAGAAGUUCCUAUUCUAUCAUUUGUUUGUGUUACCAUUAAGCAGCAACACAUACUUCUAACAGGUCCAUUUUUUACAAAACAAUCACUUCUCUGUUUACAAAUAUAUGCUAGAAACAUUCAUUUUGAAAUUAUCUGUUUUAUGAACCUGCCUCCAAAAUAUGAAGUUUACUCUGUAAUUUUACUAAAGGUCCAUUAAGCAGAGUUGUGUUUUAGUUUUAGACGGUUAACUGUAAAAAUUAUUGCAUAUAUGAAGCAAGUCUAGAUGUAUCUUUUUUGUUGUUGUUGUUAUUGUGCUAUUUGUGUUAUGUUGAAUUACACAUUGAGGAUUGAGGGUUUUAGCUCUCUUCUUGGAAUGGAAUAUUAGGUUAUCUUAUGAAAAGAAAACAGAUUUUAUAACAAACAGAGACAAAACAACCAAAUACAAACUUGCAAAGAGAUAUUCGCUUUUUUUAAAGUAGGGCAUUCCUGUAAUUCCUUUUCAUAGUAAUAGAAAAUACACAUGAUUUUAAGCUUGAUGGGAAAAAUAUGGAAAAGCUGAAAUAUUCCUAUUAUGCCUUAGUAGCUUUGGCUGACAUUUUCCCCCAUCCUAUCACUUAAAAAAAGCUGAAGCAUAAUGAUGGAUUGCCUCAUUUACCUGCAACAUGUGUUCAUUAAAAUAUCCAGUUUGAGUGCUUUGGUGGUGCUCCGUGAUUGCAGGUAAUUCUCAAACUUAUAAUGUAGAUAUAAUUGAUAUUAACAGCUGCGUCCAUUUUCCACACGUUUCCCUGAGAAUUUAUCUUACCCAUUUUCACCAGUAGAGGGCAGUGUUUAUUAAACUUUGCCGCUGCAGUGAAUCCAUCAGAAUGUAUCUGUGCUGCCUUAGAUUUAGAGAUUUUAACCUCAGAUUUAAGUCCAAAAUGUUUGAGAUAAAACUGGAGCCUCUUAUAAUCUUCAAGGGUUGUUCAAAAUAUCCGAAUCUAUCUUAUCUAUGCAUUCCCAUGCUUGAUUUUUGCUCUGCUUCAAGAAGCACACUACAGAUAUUAUUAUUUCAAAUAAAGAAGAAAAAUCUGCA